Brassica napus (rape) is the source of this 2517-nucleotide messenger RNA. RefSeq lists its product as uncharacterized. Bases 505 to 2178 code for a protein of 557 amino acids. Lineage: Eukaryota; Viridiplantae; Streptophyta; Magnoliopsida; Brassicales; Brassicaceae. The transcript is spliced from 9 exons. The record is from RefSeq and is a predicted model, not a curated record.
UAAUCUCUGUCUUUAUACGCCACUGUUGUAUCUGUGUUCCUCUUCUCUCUCUCUCCCCGAAGAACUUUUUUGAAUCUUUUAAAAGUUUCCAACUUUUUCUUUUCUUCCAUGAGCUCUUUUUGUGGUUUCCUAUUUCCCGAGCUUAUCUUUACACUAGUAACCCAUUUACUUUAACUAAAGUUCAUCUCUUUUACUUUUUUUUUCUUCACUCUCUCUCUUCUCACCGAACCUGGGGAGUGCUUGUCGGUGCGCGGUGAUGCUCUAACAAAGCUGUUUCACCGGCAAAUACUGGCGAUUAGUUAGGCUUUAUGGAUCCGGUUUGAGGAUGUGCACUAGACUGAUUGUUGUUGGAUAAAGUUAGGGUUUUGCGUUUUAGGAAGAGGGGUAGGCAAUUGAAUUAGCUACCGAACAUCUUGUAAUGGCCAAUAAGCACGAAGGCUAUCAAUUAAUCUGAGGUGUGGAGGUAGAGUUUGGGGUUUGGGGUUUGAGAAUCUUUGUUUAGUAAUGGAGGAUAUAGGAUUGGUUAAGCAAGGUUGGAAGUGGUUGCAGUCUCAGAAACAUUUAUGCUCGUGGGUUUGUGCUGCAAUGCAAUGUUAUGGGGGAAGGACGGAAGCUUUCGUGGAGCGUCACUGGCCGCUAGUGUGCAGUGGAUGCGGGAAGCUAUUAGGGCUGCUUAGUUUGUCGUUUUCUUACUGGAAAGACUGCGUUUUGAGGGGUUUCCAGUCCUGUGCCAAGUUCGGCUCAGCUGCUUUGCUUCUCAUCAUGUGGAGUUGCUUUCUCAGCCUGACUUCAGUUUCUUGCUUGGUCUAUGUCCUCCUCGGUAUGGGAGCUGCUGGUGCUGUUGUUGUGUACUUAGGUUGCACUCCGGGGAUCUUCAUUGUAGGACUAUUUGGGAUUUUGAUUAUGUGGAUGUACGCUAACUUUUGGAUCACCGGAACAUUAUUCAUAGUUGCAGGUUAUUUGUUCUCGUUGAAUCACGCAAGAGUUGUGGUUCUUAUGGCCACGGUUUACGCGAUUUACUCUGUCAAUGUCAGACUUGGAUGGCCUGGAGUUAUUCUCUCGAUGAAUCUUGCCUUCUUGUCCAACGAUGUAUUUAUUCGUCUUCUUCAGUGGUGCGAUAGCGUUAGUGAGAAAGCACAGCCGGAGGAGCCGAAGAAGCCUGAAACUGUGCUAGAGGAGGAGUUUCCAGGAGAGUUUGAGUACCCUUCUCCUCCUCCUGUUGAAGAAGUACCAGAGAAGAAGGUUCACGAGAAUAAGUCGGCUAAUAAGCCGGCGUCUCCGGCAACUGUUGUUAGUGACUUGAAGGAGGUUUCUAGUGUUAAAGUAGUAAGUGUGGAAGAGACGGGUUCAGCUGAUGAGAUGAAAAGAAUACUGGAUAGUUUGAAUCACUAUGAAGCAUUGGGGUUCCCUCGGCAUAAGAAGAUUGAUGCUGCGGUGCUUAAGAAGGAGUAUAGAAAGAAGGCAAUGCUUGUUCAUCCGGAUAAGAAUAGGGGAAGUCCUUUGGCAAGUGAAUCAUUCAAGAAACUUCAAUGUGCUUAUGAGGUUCUCUCUGAUGCUGUUAAGAGGAGAGAUUACGAUGAGCAGUUGAAGAAAGAAGAAUCUAGGACCAGGACUGUCUGUCAGACAUCACAUGCUUCUUCGCAUCAGAAUGGUCCAGAUUAUCGAUCAGAAGAGUCAAGGCGCAUACAUUGUACUAAGUGCGGUAAUUCACACAUUUGGGUAUGUACCAACAGGAGUAAGGCAAAGGCCAGAUGGUGUCAGGACUGUGGUCAAUAUCAUCAAGCCAAAGAUGGUGACGGAUGGGUUGAACACAAAGGGACUUUAGUAUUUGAGAAAGCACAUAAGAUUGAAAUACCGCGAGCUUUUGUUUGUGCCGAGAGCAAGAUCUUUGAUGUCUCAGAAUGGGCUAUAUGCCAGGGAAUGGCAUGUAGACCAAACACACAUAGACCAAGUUUCCAUGUGAACAUGGUUGGUUUGGAAAAGACAACGCAGAGAUCAAACUCAAGCAGGUUCCCGUGGGAUCUUGAUGUGGAGAUGAUGGACGAGGAUGAGGAAGAGUUUGAGCUAUGGCUUCAACAAGCCAUGGCUUCUGGCCUCUUCUGUGAGACAUCAAAACGCAGAAAAAGCUGGAGUCCUUUCAAGUUAACCAAGAAACAAUCUCGAAGAACAUCAACUUGAGGGAAUACCCAAAUCAACUUCAAAUGGCGAGAUCAACAACAAUGGGGGUCAAUGGCGCUCUAUGCCUUGUUCAGUAAUUCAGCCAUGUGAAUAUGAAGAAAGACCCUAAAAGGAACAACAUCUUAAGGUGCUAAUGAAGAAGAUACAGACAUGGGCAAGCUUGAAACGAACACUUUUAGAUCCCUUGUCUGUAAAUAGAACCUGUGGAGGUUUGUGUACUAUCAAGUUAUGUUUUUUAUUAUCUGAGAGAAACCCAAGAAGACCGGUUAACGAUAAACAUGAAGUUUUAAAAAUUGUGUUUUUCUCAUAUUAGUAAUUUAGAUCCAUGAUCCAUUCUCA